Anisakis simplex (herring worm) is the source of this 1395-nucleotide messenger RNA. The record is from the annotation of a GenBank genome assembly. NCBI's taxonomy places the organism in Eukaryota, Metazoa, Nematoda, Chromadorea, Rhabditida, Anisakidae.
AUGGCGAUGCGUUAUGUUAUGAAUCCAGUCGGCCUGAUGAAUACCAUCAAGUCAUCGAUCCGUACAGUGAGUGUUGCUGCACGUGAGGUACUCAGCUCGUUGCCCGAUUCAGAAAUCAGUUCACUCAAAAAUGGAUUUCGUACCGCAUCCGAAUCAAAUGCGCGUCCAACUGCUACGGUUGGCGUUUGGAUCGACGCAGGGAGUCGUUUCGAGACGGAGGAAAACAAUGGAGUUGCGAAUUUUUUCGAGCAUAUGCUCUACAAGGGAACGGCGAAAAAAUCAAAAACUGAAUUAGAGAAGCAAUUGGAAAGCAUUGGUGCACGUUUGAAUUCGUACACAUCAAGAGAACAUACCGCUCUCUUCGCACAGUGCUUAUCGAAAGAUGUUGAUCAAGUGGUUGCCUUGAUAGCAGAUAUGAUUCGAAAUUGUAAGUUGGACGAAGCGACCAUUGAAAAGGAACGAUCAGUAAUAUUAAAAAAACUGGAAGAAGCGGAAGAUGAUUAUGAAGGUGUUGUUUUCACAAAUCUUCAUUCGGCAGCAUUUCAAGGGACACCACUGGCGAAGUCGAUCACUGGACAAACAGAAGUGAUCAAAUCGAUAAAUGGAAAAAUGUUAAAAGAUUUUGUCGAAGAUAGCUAUAAGCCCAUUCGUAUGGUACUUGCUGGAGUGGGUGGUGUAGAGCACGCGCAUUUGGCUGAGUUGUCCGAGAAAUAUUUUGGUGACAUGUCAAAUGAUUAUUCUCGCAAAAUGCCUGGUGCGAGUGGAACUAGAUUCACUGGAUCUGAGAUUCGUUACCGUGACGACAACAUCCCGUUAAUGUAUGGUGCGAUUGCUGUGGAAGGUGUGAGCCGGUCUCACCCAGACUAUCUUCCGCUUGAAGUUGCAAAUACGUUCAUUGGAAGUUGGGAUCGUACAUAUGGAUCAUCCGUGAAUGCACCAUUGCGCUUAGCCCAAAAACUAUCGUUGGCGAACGAUUUGCACCUGUACAGAUCGUUUUCGAUGAAUUACAAAGACACUGGAUUGUUCGGUAUUUACUUCGUAGUGGAUGGAAACGACCACAAUGAAACAUUGAAAGUGGUUAAAACUGUACAGAAAGAAUGGAAACAUCUGGCAUCGGGUGUGACUGAGGAUGAGGUGGAUCGAGUGAAGAAUAUGUUGAAGACGAAUGUAUUCCAGUCAUUCGAAUCGAAUGCGAAACGAGUGGAUGAUAUUGCGAAACAGGUUUUGGAUACCGGUAAGAUUGAGUCGAUGGCGAGCUUAGAACGAGACAUUGAGAGUAUUGACAAGUCACUGGUACGUGAAGCUGUGAGUAGGCAUGUUUACGACAGGGAUAUCGUCUGUUCGGGAGUUGGUAAGGGCUUAGAUAAUGGCUUGUUGGAAUGCUUGGCUUUUUGA